Messenger RNA from Paecilomyces variotii, 1215 nucleotides. Its product is annotated as putative endoglucanase. The transcript is spliced from 3 exons. The coding region runs from base 1 to 1215 and encodes 404 amino acids. Lineage: Eukaryota; Fungi; Ascomycota; Eurotiomycetes; Eurotiales; Thermoascaceae. The record is from RefSeq and is a predicted model, not a curated record.
AUGCAUUUCAAUUCGGUAAUUUCAGCAGUGCUAGCAGCCGCAUCUAUCAUCCUACCGCUCGUGGGCGCCCACACCGUGAUGACUACGAUCUUCGUAGACGGCAUCAACCAAGGCGAUGGCGUCUGCAUACGCAUGAACAAUGAUGCCAAAACGGCCAAUUUCUACAUCAACCCCAUCACCAGUCCUGAUAUUGCGUGCGGUAUCCAAGGCGAAAUCGGCUGUUCUCGCGUCUGCCCUACCAAAGCCUCAUCCACCCUGACCUUCUCAUUCCGCGAAGAGCCAUCGAAUCCGAACUCCCCACCCCUAGACCCCAGCCACAAGGGCCCCGCAGCCGUAUACAUGAAGAAAGUCGCCUCCGCAACAGCCAGCAACAACGCCGCCGGCGAUGGCUGGUUUAAGAUCUGGGAGUCCGUAUAUGACGAAAGCGUACGAAAAUGGGGCACGGAGAAAAUGAUCGAUAACGAUGGUCAUAUAUCAGUUAUUAUUCCGUCGGAUAUCGAAGGUGGGUAUUAUCUGGUGCGGACGGAGCUUUUGGCUUUGCAUGCGGCGAGUCAGGGAGAUCCGCAGUUCUAUGUUGGGUGUGCGCAAUUGUUUGUUGUGUCGAAUGGGACUGCUAGGCCUUCGACGGUGAGGAUUGGAGAGGGGACUUAUGAUUUGAGUAUGAAGGGUUUGACGUAUAAUAUUUAUGAGACGCCUUUGGCGCUGCCGUAUCCGAUGUAUGGACCUGCGGUUUAUGAGGCUGGAGAUGAUGAGGGUUCGGGGAUGGAUGCGUCUAGUCCUGGUGUCGUUUCGACUCCAACUGCUACUGCGCUCGCCUCGAGCGUCGUCGCAACUGGCGUUCCUGGGGACGAAAGGCGCGACGUCCUGGUCCAGACAGAAGGCCUCAAGCCUAAAAACUGUGUCUUCGUCAAUGGUAACUGGUGCGGUUUGGAAGUCCCUGAUUACAAUGACCAGAAUAGCUGUUGGGAGGCCUCCGAUAACUGCUGGCGCCAAAACGAUGACUGCUGGAACAAAACCCAACCUACGGGCUUCAAUAACUGUCAGAUUUGGUCGGAUCAGAAAUGUAAAGUCAUUCAGGGGCAAUGCAAGGAGGAUAACCCCACGGGUCCGCCGAAUAAGGGGUUUGAUUUCACGCCGAAAUGGCCUUCGCUGAAGGGCUCGAUGAAAGUAUUUACGACGAGACGGCAAUGGAGAAUGGGGAAGUGGGUUGAUUAG